Amoebophrya sp. A120 is the source of this 5236-nucleotide messenger RNA. The record is from the annotation of a GenBank genome assembly. NCBI's taxonomy places the organism in Eukaryota, Dinophyceae, Syndiniales, Amoebophryaceae.
AGUAGAAAUUUUACGUCACAUCUUGGCUCAGCGAGGUUGUUGCUGACCAGGCUCAGGAAUAGUAGUAAGUAAAAGCAAUCCCGAGUCUUGAUGUGUUGAUCGCGCCGGGGGACAAGGAUGAAAACUUGGCAAAUCCAGCCGGUCCCGACGAUGCGCGGCGUCCCGUUCAGCUUCUUCGCCGGCGCCUUGCCAGUCCUCACACGGUCGCAGCACCUUCUGCAGCGCGAGGGCGUUCGUUCAGCAGGAGCAGACACGCCCUUGUCUGUUGUAAUCUCUUCAGGUCCAGACUCUUUUUUGGAACAAGCCGCGACCUUGUCUAUUGCAGCUAGGGUGCUGGAAAAGCAUCAGGCUAUAGAGACAGCAGGAGAUACUUCAGCACUCCCAUCCGCUAGUACUAGUACAGCAGCAACGAGCGACGAAUUUUGCGAUUCUCAUUUCGGCGCCGGGCUUUUACGCCGCUACGAUGAAAAUCCCGUCGUCCUAUGCGGUCCCAAGAAGAAAAAUAAUGGACCAGCAGAAGGUGAAGGACACGACGUAAGCACACCUUCGAGCAGCGACGACACUGAAGCUGCAGCCUCAUAUCUACAGUGCAGCGGGCCCAAGCUGAAGCUCGAGGGAAGCAAAAUCGUAGAGCUCGGUAAGGGCGCUUACUGUUGGGGACGAAACUUGACCUUCGUGAAACAAGGAAAACACGGCGACGCCGUUAGCGCGGCAAGUUCCGAUGACUGGCGCUGGGUGCUAGAGGCCAACUGUGACUGGCAGAUAGAUCCUGCGUCCAACCUGCGGCUUCUGAUAUCCAACAAAAUGUACUAUUUUUGCAGUCCUUCUACUACGGAAAUCUACUUUCCCAACGUCUUGCUGCUAGCUAGGCAUGUUGAUAAUGCAGUUUGGCGAAUUUCAUCAAGCCGUUAUGAUAAAAACUUUCAAAAGAAAGGAAGCACUUAAAACAAGCUCCUCCUUUGAAUACUUUUUUUAUCUGGAUACCGAAACCGCUACCAGUACUACGAUGGCCCGGUACCAGCAGGCGACCCGGAGGUGUAUCUUCCUGUACCACGAGAAAUUCUCGAUCAAAGCAAAGGGGGAGCAGCACAGGAAGGCUCGUCACUCGUGCACGAGCAGGCAUUCCGGUCCCACUUUGAUAGUGAUAGGAAAAGCGCGACGGGAAGAAACACCGUCGGAGAUCUUCACGGCGCGUCGAGGUCACUUUCUCAAGCGACGAGAGGACAGCACGACAGUGCAGCGCAGCACAGCGGGAGCACAAGAACAGAAGAGCAUCAAUCUGAACAAGUGUCAGAUACCUUGUUUGUCCUCUCCUACUUUGAAGACGCCUGGAACCCGAGCGAAGGUCUCCCGCAAUUGUUUGCCGUUCACCUCACCCAGCUGCGCGCGUUCCAACAGCUGCGCGGUUUGAAUGGCAAAGACGUACUAAACCUGAAAGCCGCAGGGACACAAGAAGAAGCUUCGCUCGGUGUAGCUCACGGGGAUCUUCUCGUUCUAGAGCGAGACCCCGGUCGCCGACAUGUUUCGAAGCCCCACGUCGUGCCCUACAUGUUUCGCAGGAUGGUGAACGGGACGUAUGUAUCCUGAGGGCAUAAAAUCCCGCCGUUCCCAUAUUGAAAGGCAAAACUUGUGAUGCAGGAGACCAUCGGUGGCCACAAUGAAUCACAAAUCGAGUGCAGAGGAGGUAUGCCUACGCGCCGCAUUAUGGAAGCGAUUUGGCACCAUCCGCGUGCAGCUGUCGGGCCUACAGGUUAGGCGGCUGCAGCCAUACUAAGCAACUAGAUGCGAACGCCCCGCCACCGGCCGAGGAUGUGGCUGCAGUUCUUUACUGCAAGACAGCUCGUUAAGUAAUUUGUGUAUCGUUCUUACGCAAGACGUCAAGCCUCAGAAGGAGCUUUGUCUGAAGAAGGGGGACGGAUGUUUCAUUUUGAUACUGUGUACGGUCCGACGAGACGCCGUUGACACAUCAGACAGGAGAAACUGCGAAAUCUAGUACAACGGCGGGCGCGUUUCUUUCUCUGCAGCCAACCGAGCCAGUAGACACACGACCAUCUGCGCCGCUCGCCGCGCCAAUAAACCAGCAGCAAAGCGGUCCACGGCACCGGCUACAGCACGGAGAGCGAGGCGGAGCCUAUUUGGAAGUAGAGCAGCACGGUCGUGCGCCGGAGCUUUCGGCGCAACCUGAACACCGGACCCGUUGGACGGGAAAGAACGUUUUUUUCGUAAUUGGCACGGACGAGGAAUGUUCUCUCGGGAUUGACUGCCGUGAGUACCCAAAGGACGCGGCAAAGCCUGGCUGUACAGGCAGCCCUACUCCAGAAACAUCAGGCACCGGCCGAAGUACUAGUACAAGCGUCGAUACACAACAACCACACGACUUCCCGCGCUUUUCGGAAUGCAGGGGAAAGGGGCCUUUCCUGGAUUCUGCAAGCCGGCACGUGAUACAAGCAUUCCAGCCGUCAACUACAUCACCUGCGACAUCCGUAGUGGAUUCUGCAAGCCGGCGCGUGAUACAAGCAUUCCAGCCGGCAACAUCUGCGACAUCCGUAGUAGGGGCAGCAGCAGCUGCCGGGGGACGGGAAGUAGAUCAAAGCUGGAGUGGAGGCAGUGACUCAAGUGCUGCGGUACUCUCCUCUGCUUCAUCUCGGGUUUCUGGUAUGGAAGCAAAUAAUCUUCUUCACGACCCAUCCUCGUCGUCGUGUCUGAUUCUUCUGUACAAUCGCCACAGCCAUCGUCGAGAGGCGGAGAACCAGGAGGACGCAAAGUUCACGCUGGAAAGCAGCUUGAACUUGCAGGAGCACGCGUUGAAGACGAAAAAUGUUGCCCGCGAGCGGCGUGAGGCAGAGUUUUUCCACACUCUGCGAGCGAUCGCCGAAGAGGCCGAGGCAGAGCACGCAGCAAAUGGCGCGAGGACUGCUAUGGGAUCACUCGCUGCGAUGGGGCGUUCUACGGAGGUCGAGCGGGAAGAUGUUGCAAAGAACGCAAAAGAGGCGGGGGCGGGGGCCCUCGGCAGGACGACAUCCUGUGUGGUGGAAGACUAUAAUCCCGAUCCUGACGUACUGCCGCUAGCGCAACAGGUGCAGAAAUUAGCUAGUGCUUCCAUGCUGGUGGGCCCCCACGGCGCGGUGUAUGCGUGGGCCGCAUUAAGCGAGUACAGAACUCCUCCUUCCUCUUAUGUGCAUGGCAUCUGCAGCGACAGAAGCAACAGCUUCCGCACGACAAAUCUACACGCGUAGAGUAGUACUGUUUCGGGUUCUCGAAGCUUAUCAUCCAGAAAACACUGCCAGAAGGCACAGCUUGGAUUUGGUAUUUUGCAUGACUUUGCGUAACAGCCAUCGGCGGCUGUUUGCAAAAGGAAAGACAAAUCGCGAGGCAAAGUGUUUCGCACUAAUUCUGUUUAGCGUGACAAAUGAGAGGGAGGGGGAGUGGUGUGCUCUCUUCAUACUCGUUGUUGAUGCCGUCGCCGUGCGCGGUUCUGGUCGAGAUACUGGGCAUGCAGUACAAGGUAUGCAUGGGAGUGUCAUGUUGGGAAUUCUGAAAAUGUAAAAGUAAAUCAUUUUCUUUUGCGAUGCAUACAAUCUCAAUCAGUAUCCUUUGGAACUGAACCCGCAAUUUCGGGCAAUUUUUAAGUGGCGCAUGACAAAUUUUCCAGGCACGGAACGCCAAUAUGUCGUGCUCCUGUUGAGAGAAAAAGCUAAAGCAAGGUUUUUUUGUCAUGCCUGCAGCAACCUAUCCAUGGCGCAUGCUGAUCCCAGUGAGUCAGAGUCUUACAAUCUGCCUCAGUUGCCUCGAAUGCAACACAGACAUAUGCGUGUGCUGCAUUUCGUGCAAGUGCAUUACAAGUUGAUUUCCAACCUUACGCUUCUAUACAAGGGCCAUCGGAACGUGGCGCUGUUGCGGAACCUGCAGCAUGUGAACUACGUGCCAGCCUGGGCACCCAAGUGGGGAACCGAUUCCUUCUCGUAUGACACAAGCGAGCUACUAUCCACUGCAAGUAUGUCUGGGUCUGGAGCGUUAUGAUGCUAGUAGUACAAACUUGCAUGAGUCAGAAACUUACUCCAGUACUUACGCAGCCACGAAUGAAAAGUCGCGUUUUUGCAUGCCACAGUGAGGAAGACGGACCGCUCGGGGUUACGUCGCAGUAAUGAGAAUGACGAUGAUGAUACUGAUGAUGAUGACAAAGAGGGAACCCUAGUAUCCCCUAAAAUGCAUCACAGAGUCUAGGGGAGUUGCGAUCCGGCUGCAUUAUAUUUGCAUAUUCAUAUUGCAUUUCCAUGCAGAUGGAGGGCGCAAGCCAAUACAGUUACCUUACCAUACCGUGCGAGAACAUCAAUGCAAAUCUGGCAAUCCUCUUCCAGGCCCAGACAUCUUUGCAUUUCAUAGCUGCGCACCGAGUACAAAAAGUGGCGCACUUUGUUGCACGAAUGCCAGCAAAGCGGCGGACCUCCCAAGCCCGUCCAGAGCAACGGGGGCAACGACGGGUCCGACCAGUAAAUGAAAAAACAGGUCGUGCGCUCGCCGGUAAGAUUCAACCACAAUCAAACACCGCUACUAGCCGAAUAAACAAAGCCAGCCGGGUAGACGAAAGAUGUUCUAGCUGUUGAAGCUGAUGAGAACCGGCUUCGGUGAAGAUAUUACAUAUUUGGACCAUAACAUGUACACAAACGUAUAGCCAUAGUUGUAGAAGCGGCGGGCGCUCCUGUACGUACAACGGUUCUGUGGGAUGCUCAAGCACAGGGCGAGAGCUAUCUGCGAAGCGAGGACUUGUUUUAAGAAAAAACUAGAAUACAAGAAACGCCUUAUUACCAUGCUACCGACUGAGCAAUCCUUCCCAAGGAAUACGUGAGUGAGGAAGGAAGCAAAAUGUAAGGACAUGCACAUGCACAAUUGUAAAAUCUGAUCAACGUCUACUUCUACUGUCCUCGGCAAUAUGAUCUAUCAAUUCGGAUUCUCCCAGGAAUAUCACUGAUUUUAGGUUUCGUUCUUCCAUGGAGGUAGAAACAAAAGCCCACUGAAAGCAACGGCUCGUCUACCGAAAUUGAUUGGGCUGGGCAUGGCAUUUAGGGUAGGAUGAAGAGCAAGAAGCAAAAGGAUGCUGAUGUCGUCCUUUAGUUGAGAAGUAUAUUUGAUUAGCUGAAUUAUAUAAGUUAGUUUAGCGCCCCUGCAAGGCGCCCGGUAGUACAAAGGCCCAAGUUCUAGUGGGCCUGGCGCAGAGCCCAGGAAAAAAAAGACAGAC